GAAGAACCCCUCACAACGAUGCACCUUCUUUCUUCUUCUAAUAUUUAAUCUACACACCUACUAUCAACAACAAUGACCUCCAAUCCUCAUCAACAAAUAACCACCCACCUCCUCACCACCAAAUCCCUCCCCGUCUCCCCCACCUGGCUAACCACCUUCCUCGCCUCAACAACAACAUCAACAUCACGCACCAUCCCCCUCAGCGCCCUCACCCAAACCGCCCUUUUCCGCAUCUUGACCUCCGACAUCCGCGACUCCCUCAGUACCACCAACCCCUCCACCCUCCUCCCAGUCGACAUCUUCGAUCCCACGAUCCAAGAACGCCGUCUGAACGGCCCCAUCCCACUCCAAGUCCUCGAUAUCGAAGACAUCGGCACGAGUCUCUGGAGCCAGGUGGAGGCUAUUGAGCGCGUGGAAAGGGGGGAGGCGAUUCGGGGGAGGGAGAUCGUGAGGACGGUGAAUGUGGGGGAGGAUAGUGAGGCUGCUGCUGCGGAGAAUAAUAAUAAUAAUAAUGCAGCAGGCGGGGGUGGUGGAGGAGGAGGAGGUGAUAGUAAUGGAACGCAUCGGUUGAUUCUGCAGGAUGCGGCGGGGACGAGGGCCGUCGGGUUAGAAUUCGCUAGGGUCAAUGGGAUUGGGUUGGGGAAGUUGGCUAUUGGGGCGAAGGUCAUCGUGAGGGAUGUUACGGUUGCGAGGGGCUUGGUGAUGCUUACGCCGGAGUCCUGUGUGGUGUUGGGAGGGAAGAUUGAGGGGUUGGAUGUGCAGUGGAGGGAGGGGAGGAAGGAGAGGUUAUUGGAGAGGAUUAAUGGGGGGGUGUAG
Messenger RNA from Aspergillus eucalypticola CBS 122712, 816 nucleotides. RefSeq names its product OB fold domain-containing protein. The transcript has a single exon. The record is from RefSeq and is a predicted model, not a curated record. Gene Ontology annotation, cellular component: RecQ family helicase-topoisomerase III complex; nuclear body. Lineage: Eukaryota; Fungi; Ascomycota; Eurotiomycetes; Eurotiales; Aspergillaceae. Gene Ontology annotation, biological process: resolution of meiotic recombination intermediates; double-strand break repair via homologous recombination. The coding region runs from base 73 to 816 and encodes 247 amino acids.